GGUCAGUGUCUGGUCAUGUGCUGCUGAGCUCCGCUGCUCUCAGACUCAGCUGCAGUUCCUCAGGCUCUUCAGGUUCCUCAGUUCUUCGGGUUCUUCAGGUUCUCAGAAUGAAGAGGAGGCUUCUGCUGGUGUCCAACUCCACCCUGCACGGAGGAGGAUAUCUAGAACACUGUCAGCAGCAGAUCAAAGACUUCUUUGGACAGCAGGUGAAGAGGAUCCUGUUUGUUCCGUAUGCUCUGCAUGAUCGAGACGCCUACACCAAGACCGCCAGAGACAAACUCCAGACUUUAGGUUACGAGGUGGACAGUGUUCAUGAGGCUGCAGAUGCAGUGGAGGCUGUGAGGAAAGCUGAGGGCAUUUUCAUUGGUGGAGGGAACACCUUCCGCCUGCUAAAAACUCUCUACGACAACAACCUGGUAACUGAGAUCCGGAAGAGAGUUCUUCAGGAUGGAGUGCCGUACAUGGGGUCGAGUGCCGGCAGUAACGUGGCCACCAUCAGCAUCAACACCACCAACGACAUGCCCAUCGUUUACCCCCCCAGCUUCUCCGCCAUCGGCCUCGUCCCAUUCAACAUCAACCCUCACUACCUGGAUACGGACCCCAACAGCAGACACAUGGGGGAGACGCGAGAGCAGAGGAUUGUUCAGUAUCACGAGGAGCCCGACACGCCCAGUGUUCUGGGUCUGAGGGAGGGCUCCAUGCUGCUGGUUGAAGGAAAUAAAGCCACUCUGCUGGGCAGCACCAGAGCCAGACUGUUCCAAAGGGGGAAGAAGACGAGCGAAUAUGAGCCCGGCAGUGAUCUGAGCUUCUUAAUGUCAGAUGUACAAUAACACUCAUAGCAUCUUCUCUAUCUGAUGGAGGAUUUUUGGGUGCUUUGCCUUUUGCACAUGGAAAUAAUGAGUUUUAAACUAAAGGAGUUUAAUUAAAGUGA
Astyanax mexicanus (Mexican tetra) is the source of this 931-nucleotide messenger RNA. Its product is annotated as Alpha-aspartyl dipeptidase-like. The coding region runs from base 108 to 830 and encodes 240 amino acids. NCBI's taxonomy places the organism in Eukaryota, Metazoa, Chordata, Actinopteri, Characiformes, Acestrorhamphidae. Gene Ontology annotation, biological process: proteolysis. The transcript is spliced from 8 exons. The record is from RefSeq and is a predicted model, not a curated record. Gene Ontology annotation, molecular function: serine-type peptidase activity.